UUCUGAUACAAUUAAGCUUCUGGUUGUGCCAAAAAAUGAGGACAUUUUACAGGUUGCUUACCCAUCGUCAGCAUACACAACAAUACCCGUCAGUCCAGAUGCCAAACAAACAACACAAACGCAUAUGUUUAGCAAUGAUCAUAGUGGGGAGCAUACUGGAUCUUUAGAUGCACGAUUACCCCCGUAUGUAUCCCCCAUUCAAGCUGAUGCCAAAGGUAGCGAUGGAAAAUUAAGGCAUCAGUUUGAUCGAACACAGCCGAUAUCUUUCAAGACGUCUACACCUGUGCUAAGAACAAAUGCAUUUGACAUAAUUGCUGCAAGUGGAACAAACAAUAAUAAUAGUGAGAGUACAACGAUGAGAGCUGUUACAGAAAGGAGGAGUGUUCAGAACACAUCCUCUCCAUCAUCAUGUGAUUCGCAACAAACGCAGCGCAAUUCGCUAGAGCUAAUGGGCUCUGUUGAGCGGUUGUUCCAAAAGAAUGGACUUUUAUCUUUAAAAAGAGACACUUCGCCUUCCAACAGCAGUAGUGGAUCGGUCAAUUCUGCUGGAAAUAAGCCAAAACAUUCUGGGGAAGAUCAAAGGAGGGCUGAUAGAGCUUUGCCCCAGGCUGCGGUUACUGAUCCAAAUCUACCGGUGUAUCGUGCAACACCGGCCCAUGUGGUCAGUCCAACAAGUAAUGACCCAACCACUAUACCUCAUGUUAUUUCAAACUCUGGACAUUCCGUAGACAGUCAGUCUUCUCAAAAUAAGUCUCAAUCUGGAUCAGAUAAUAACCAAGGGCAUUGGUCUGCUCAAAGCAGAGUUAGAAGGUCGCCAUCAGGUGGCAAUAAGAGGGACAAAGUAGCAGACAUCAACUCUGACAGAAGAAGGGGACAAUAUAUAGGGUCUAGGGGGAGGGUGGACUACAGAUCAAUAGAGACUAAAUCAAUUACCACAUAUGCAACUGAACAUGCAAAAAAAUAUGUAUCUAGAGGACAUGAAUCCAGAUGUGAUGAUAAUGAUUUUAGGCAAGAAAAACAAGAAGAUUCUCAUGAAAAAGAAAAUUUAAAUUUGCGAGGAAUGGUAAUAUCGCGGUCCGACGGUAAUAUCAAUGAUCAUCAAUGGAAUGCACAAGAUAUAGAUAUUGAACCUACUGACACAGAUGGGGUAUUCCGAGCUGAACCUGUUCGCAGAAGUAGUGAGUAUAACCAAAACAAGCCGGUUCAUAUUAGAAAUCCACGGGACACAAAGUCUCUCCGGGAAAACCGUCGUAGACGGAUCCAAUCUGAGGAAGAUCGUACCUUUCAGUCUGUAGCGGAAAGGCGACAGGUAUUUGAAUCCAGAACUCAAUUUAAAUCGUUAGAUUCUCCUAGGGAAAGAUCUGUCGAUGAAAAGAAAAAUGACCUAGAUUACCUGCGUAGACGAAAAAUUAGUAGUACCUCUUCUACCACAUCCGGAAGACUAGAUUCUUACCAGGAUGAAUGGGAGAAUGAUCCACCCCCAUUCAACCGCAAUGACAGGGGGCGUAUGAAGAUUCGCGAGAGAAGUCAAGAACGCGAACGCCAGCAUGAACAGUGGCUGCGUGAAAGGCAUCGUAGUAAGAGCCUAGAAAGAGUGAAUCACCGCAACUUAGGACAGGGUUGGAAGGCCGCUGCCUAUGCUCGCGGGGAGCAAGGUAUGUCCAGGCAACAGAGACAGUCUAGUCAGAUGGAGACACGAAAGCAACAGAUGGAAACACCAAAGCAACAGAGGGAAACACCAAAGCAACAAAUCAGUAGACAGGAUGAAGCAGAAGAAUAUGUUCCAUUAACGACACAACAGAGGAAGCAACAGCUGUUUAGACGUGCGCACUCAAAUUACGAUUCUUGUGAGAGCCUAGACUCUGAGCCCGCCACACCACGUUUACGCAGACCCUUUCAAUUUUUGCUUGGUAGACGACGUUCUGGUAGUCUGGGGAUGCAAAGUUCAGAAAAACCUCUCAAAGAAAAGACAUCAUGGAUUCAAACACUUACUCCUCGGUUGGCUAGAAGAAGCACAUAUGACUCUAGUCAAAAGAAAGUGGGUGAAUCGAAGCAGAGAGUAAGUCGUCGAACCUCAUUUCUCAAGGCAACAUUCGAUGGCAGCAAACACCCCCAACAGGCAGAUACAACAAGUCUCACAUCUUUGCAUUCAUUGGACGAGGACUUCAUUGAACAUCGUACACCACCACAAGUCUCUCAAAAACCAAGUCAGAAACGAACACCAAGUAUUAGGAAGUUAAAGGAAUUCUUUGGUGAAGGAACACCGAGAAUCGUUGAAGCAGCAUCGUCCAGAGUAGGCCCAGAAAGUGAACAGCAAGUGGAUAUAAUCAAAGAAGGCCCUCUGCAGGUCAAAGUUGAAUCCAAAGAUGGCAGGAGGGCAACAGAUAGGUCGUGGAAAUUAGUAUGGGGAGUUUUAAAGGGUCAUGCAUUAUACCUUCUAAAAGAAAGAAGAGAAAUAAACUUGAAUCCUGUUAGCCUAGAAGAACAGCCAAUCAGUAUUAAAUCAGCAAUUGUGGAUAUUGCCUACGAUUACACCAAAAAGAAGAACGUAUUCCGGCUAUGCACUUACAAUGAUUCGGAAUACCUUAUCCAGGUUGCAGACACUUCAACAAUGUUAGCUUGGAUAACCGCCAUCCAGGCCAACAAUAAUCCUGAUGAUGAUAAGGGAGUGGUUAGCCAAGAAUUGAUACUUCGCAAAACUCAACAGCACCAAGAGAAAUUUGAUGCCCAGGCCUUAGCAAUACCACCAGAGAAGAAGCAGCAGUUGUCUCCAGGAUCCAUACGAAGGAAGUUUGGUGGAAGGAGUUCCUCUCCAACGCUGCAACAUCAUACAUCCAAGAAGCCGGUUACUAAAGAAGAUUCAGUGGCACGAAGCAAACCAAAUCAGAAAUGGGCCGGUAAAAUGGUGCACAAGUUUAAAAAGAUCAGUUCAGCAAACCAGUUGAUAGAGGACGCCCCCACUAAGGGUUUAACAUUUGCUGUUCCUUUAGAAGAGUGCCCCCUAUCACAAUUUACAGAGUAUGUUCCAGCCGUAGUGUUUGCAUGCUGCACGAUUAUAGAGGAAAGGGGACUUGAUACGAUUGGAAUUUACCGAGUACCUGGGAAUAAUGCAGGAGUUUCUCUACUGAAGGAUUACCUUGAUCAGGGACAUGGGAUUCAUCUGGAGGAUGAGCGAUGGCAUGAUGUUCAUGUGAUAAGCAGUUUGUUGAAACUAUUCUUCCGGAAGCUUCCACAUCCUAUUAUUCCUAGACUCCAUUAUAAGCAAUUUAUUGAAGCAAAUCGCACCAAAGAGCCAGUCGCGCGUAUGUGGGCCCUACGCCAGCAGAUCCAAGAACUACCUGUCUACCACUACCAAACGUUCAGAUUCAUGGCGUACCACCUGAAAACUGUUGCUGCAAACAACGAAGUGAACAAGAUGGAAGCAAGAAAUCUUGCGAUUGUGUUUGGACCCACUUUAAUCAAAUCGCCUGACGACAGCAUGAUGACGAUGGUUACAGACAUGUCCGAUCAGUGUCGCAUAGUAGAGACUGUGAUCCUUCACUGUGAUUGGUUCUUUUGUGAUGACACCGACAGUCAAGAGAUGCUAUCCGUUGAUAUGUUGCCAGCUUCAGAGGGGGUCCAGGGUGUACCUGAUGUGAAUCUCUUGUUGAGCAAGAUGAGAAAAGAAGAUGGAUCAGGCGAGUCUGGUAGUGAUUCUUCAAAAACAAAAGGCAGUAAAAAGUCCAGAAAACAUCGUAAAGCAGCAACAGCUACAACAGAGGACAGUGAUGGUGAAUUUGGAUUUUCAGACUUGACUGGUAGUCAGGAGGCACGCAGUCGGGCCAUGCAAUUACAAAAGGAGAGAAAUGAAUAUACAGAACAAUAUGGUUCGACAGGGGAUUUUAUUUCGGGCAGUGUGCGCCCACGUGGAGGAGGAGGGGAAAGGAUGAUAAUUCGCAAGGAUAGUUAUUCAUCGGUGAAAAGUGCUGAAAGCUCAACUGAUACUAGGUCUGCUAAAGAGAGUGAAGGAUUGUCGGACAAUGAAGAACCUGUUAUGACUUACGCAGUAGCACGGGAACAAUAUCGUAAAAAUCACUUGCCUUAUUAUACAAGACAACCUUCUUGGAGUCGUAGGAAACUAUCGGAUACGUCCGAUAACAGCCAGGUUUCGAUACCCAGGACAGGGGGCUUAUUACGUAGUCAAGAGCCACAUAGAUCAGCGGGAUGGAUCAGUGGGGAGAAUGAAUGGAAGCAAAUGUAUGCCAGGGAGAGGGAGCGUAUUGAAAUGGAACAUGCAAUAGCGUUACAGGAUUUACAAACAGAAGAUAAAGUCGAGGUUGAAGACUUAUAUCGUGGAAAAGAUUACUUGAAAGAAAUCUCCGCUGUUUCAAACAAAAUUAUUUCUGGGUUUCCAGUACCGGAUGAUUUUGAUGAUGCUGCUGCAUAUCACAUCCAAAGGAAAGCCCAGCCCGACACAACAUCGGUGACAUCAGACUACGGGACAAUGUCAUCAACCAAAACAACGGCAAUGACUCCGGAACUGCGCCACAAAAGUGUGCGUGAACACAGGACUGCAUCUCCUGCCUUAAUGAAAAAAUUGAGGGCGACAAACUCAUUAGCAAUGGGCGAAUUGGACAGUGAAUUUGUAAAAAGCAUGACUGAUCACUUUGAUGAACGUUUGCGGAAAUUAUUAGAUCCCGAUUAUGAAGAAAGUGACAGUGAUUCCGGUCGUGAGGGUGGGAAGAAAUCGCGUAUCCCUCAACGAUCGUGGGAGCAUGAGUUUUAUCGCAAUGAUUUGGGUAGAAACAAUAACAAUUCCUUCUCCACAGAUAAGGCUAUGAACCGCGAACAGCGUUUACUAGAAGCUAAUAAGAUUGCAAUGUCAAAACCAACGUCAUCUAGACCCCAUCCAAUCUAUAUUAAACAAAAUAAUAAAGAGAGUUUUCAAACACAGAGUGCUUCAAAGACACCAUCAUCGCCUCGUAAAGUCAGUCGCAUCGAGGUAACUGUUACGAUGGAAAAGCGUGAUAAAAUUAAACAGAGCCAAACACAGCCUUCAAGUAAAGAGACUGUAAAAGUUGAUAACAAAGAUAAAGUUUCGAAGCAGCUGAAAAGGCAAUCGAAGGACACUUCCUCAAUAAAACGGGAUCGCAAGGACCAACGUGAAAACCGCCGUCGUCGCCACACUGUCGGUGGCAACAAAGAUUUCCCGGAUUUUAACAAAAUUAUGGAAUAUGCAAAUCAGGAGAAUACUAAUGUCUCCAAACUCAGUGCAAUGGACCAGUUGAAGCCUUCUACCCUAAAGCCAAAAGAUUUGAGUACCUGGAUUGAGCAAGAACGUUUACGGAACAGCAGCCCCAACUUGGCCAAUACGGCGGCUGAAGAAAAGAAACGCAAGCGUCAAGAGAAGAUCAUGCGGCGGCGUAGCUCGCCAGCAGAUCUUCUGGCCGCUAAUUGGCUUAGCAUCCCUAAGGCUGGCAAAGACGUUCGCCUUUUUGAAAUUGAAUCAUAUUUGUAGACUUCAGCUUAUUUUUAAUUCUUAUUAACUAAAUAAACAAAUGGAAUUUCAAUUUGUAUAACACAGAGAUAAUGUUUGCAUAUAUUUCUAAGUUUAUCUGUAAAGAUUAUUUUCACUUUCUAAUAGACAGUGUGAGUACAGAACAAGUUUUGUACUGAAUGUUUACAAUGUUCUUAAAUACCUGUUAAUGAGGUAGAAAUUAAUCUGAGCCAGGAUAAUAUUUUUAAAUAUGUAAAUAAUUUUAGUCAUGUGUAUAAUCUUCAUAUUAAAUUGUCAACAUGUAUGUCUUUACUGCACAUACUGCAAUGGAUUGUGGGUGUGCAGGAUCAGAAUGACUGUUUUACCACCCAUAAUACAUUGCAGUACACGUUGAGACAUACACAUGGCCUUACCCUGUCUUUUAAAUGAUACAUCUUAUAAUACUCGACUUAUCCUGAUAGGAAAAUAUACACACUAAGCUAUUUGCGAUAUUUUUGAAAAACUAAAUUUUUCACGGAAUGCCAUUUUACCAAUUUUUAUUUUAAAAUUUAUUUUCCUGCUAAUCAAAACUUUGAUAUAAUUUACUUUGCUUCCUUUUUUUCCUUUUUUGUGGAAAUUCUGAAGUGAAAUGUAAAAAAUUUAGAAGGCAAUUUUUAAAUUUGUGGUAAACCCGAACACUUUAAAUUUAAAUACAGUUCGCCCUCCAUCUGGUUCGUCCACCAUUGGAGUCUGAAAAUACAGUAUGAUCUUGGGGUUUGGUUUCCAAUUAGAUGGUUAACUUUGUGUUCACUGUUGAAAGACUGAUGGUUGUUUGUUGGUACUUUUAAAAACUGGUCUUGGAAUUUAAGAGGACUCAAACAAAUGAAAAGAAUCUGCCUUUAAUGCAAGGUUGCAAUGUUAUGUAUUGGGAUACAUAUAGUGUUUGGGUUAUGCAUAUUCAGAAAAAAACAGUGGUUACAAUAAAAUUAAUUGUAUUCUAUUUCUGAAAUGUUGGAAUUUUAAUAAUAAUUAUUUACUUGGAAAUUCAAAGAAUUUCUGAUAAUAAAAACUAUAUAUUAAUAUUUUAACAUUUAAAUAGUAAAAAAUGUAAAUCGAGUUAUUUGUAUAUUCUGGAAAAAUGUUAUGGGAAAAAGUCACAGACAACCUAAUUUAUGCCCUACUGUCAAGAUUUAUAAAUUUAAGAGAAAGUUUAAAGUAAGUACAUAGUAUUUGGGAGCCUUAUGAUUAUAUCUAACACAUUUUUUUUCACAUUUGAGUAGAAAUUGUUAAAAUAGUCAUGUAAACGUUAUAUGUAAAACUGUCAUGGAAAAGUGAACGUUUGUAAAAUGGUUGUGGAAGGUUUAUGAAAUUUUUGUGAAAAAUUCAUGCAAGGUGCUGGUUAGUGAUAAUGAUCUAAUGUGUCAACUUUCUCAGCAUUACCUUACUAUCCUCUGUGGCCCAGAAUCUUCAUGCAAACUUUGUCUGAUAUCGGCUUAAUCUGCACAUUUAUAGUGCAAGAAUUUCAGAAUUAUACCAAAAAGUUAUUAUUAUUUUAAUUUAUUUAUGUUUUUAAUCAAAUAUAUAAUUGGUAUUACAAUCAGUUAAUACACAAUUCUCAUACGUUAAGCCCUGUCCAGACUAUUAAAUUUUAUUUGCCAAAAACAUGUGACAUGCCUAAAUAUGGUCAUGAUGACAUCACAUCAUGACCAUAUAUAGGCACAUCAUGACUAUAUAUGGGCAUAUGACAGUUUUUUGUGAAAGAAAAUUUGAUAAUCUGGACUGAGCUGAGAAAAAAAUGUUAUACACAUUGUGAGUGCUUUAGAAAUUAUUAAUGUGUUCCCUGCUAUAUUGUGUCCGUGUGAAUGCACAUCUGUAUAAGAUUUGUGCGCAUCCCGUGUAAUUUCGGUGUAAGCAAUACUGACAUCGCAGAAGCCUGUAACACUCCCGAGAUAGGUUGUUCAUGGGCCGCGACUUAUCUUUCACUGUGUUGACCCGCUUAUUUUAUGCCGGGCACUCACUGCAUCGUUUGACCAUCGCAACGACUGUCGCAGGACGAUUCCAAUUAAGCACCCUGUAUGCGCUAGACCUGGCGAUGCCGUUUGCUGAUUGUCAGUGGCAGUCUUAAAGAGGUUGUCAUUAAAAAUUAUCCAUUUCGUGCGCGUUGUCGAGUUUUUUUCUUUAUAGACCUAAUUUGGCUAUUGCACGGCUUUACUGUCUGUUUAUCAAUUAUACAGACUUUAACAAGCUUUGUAUUCGCUCCUGUAGAAAUUAUGGUAACCGUACCCGUACAUCUUCAGUGUAUUAUUUGGUCUUGUGUGAUUUGGGUUUAAUUAAUUAUUAGUAAGCAAAUGGGCUCAUUAUUGUGGGAGGUGGAUCCAAUUUUUUUUUUUUUUUUGAGAUUGGAAGCAAAGGAUUUGGGUAGCAUUUUUGGAAUUUAUUUUAAUAAAAGGAAAAUUCAAAUCUUUUUCUGAGGAACAUUUCACCCCUCCCUCUAGAUUUGUUGCUUAACUUCUCUUUUAAUGUCUGUAAUGAAUAUUAUUUUUACAUUCAGAUUAUUAGUUUCCUCACUGGUCCAUAUAUGGUCCAUAUAUGCAAACUGGAAAUGGUGCUCAAUAAUCUGAUGGGUGUCCUAGGAUUAAAUAUCCUAAUUAUUUAAAGUGAAUGAAUCUUAACAGUGUGAAUAAAGUGUGUUUUGUGUGAUUUAAAUGUAAUUAUAUUUGUUUUGUGUAUAUUCUUUUAACGGAAAUAUAAUAAGUGUUUGCCAUUUUCCUAUUUAUAUGUGUCCAUGUUUUUUAAACAAUGUUAUGUUUUGUUAUUUUCAUAUGAUUUCGUACUUUAACCCUAAUAUUUGUCAUAUAUUUUUUUUUUUAUGACUUUAGUAUCAUUUGGAAUAAUUUAAUAAUCAUGAUAUUUUUGAGCCAUUUUAUUUUUGUAAAUUAUUCAUUGUUAUGAACAUGAAAUAAGUAUCAAACUGAUUCUGCCUUCAAGUGUUAAAAUGAAAAUUGUAGUAAUGUAGUUAAAUUCUGAAUUGACCUAAGCUGGUAUUACCUUCAGUGUGAUUGGUUGUUUUUACUGGACACCUGGAUUGUGAAUGGUUGGUUUGAAUGCGGUCACAACAUGUGAUUGGCUGAUUUGAUGUCUUCAGCUGAAUCAUGUUUCAAGUAUCAAUAUUAUUUUGUUUAUCAAGGAUAUCCAAAUAGUUGUAAAUAUGCAAAUGACUACUAAGUAACAGGUGCCAACAUAAUUACAUAGAUCGGCCUGCCAUGGGUGCCUCUAGAAAUUUGCCAACAGGUUUUCCAACAAGACCAACAGUUGGCCUGAACCAAAGGGCCACCUAUAACUUCAGUCAAGGUUGGAAUUAAAUCCCUGGUGGGCUUCAUGGGGAGAGAUUUUAUGGUGUAUGAUAGCUCAAAAUUGUCCCCUUACACAACAUAUGACCAUCACAAUUGAUUGGAUCAACAAUUUUAUCAUUUUUGUUUGAUGAUCUUUGCUACUUAAUCUCCCCCACUGGCAUUGCAAGUGGUUAAAUUAUUGGGAGUCAACAUACAUUGAUAUAUCAAUAAUUCUGAAUACUGUAAAUGUUCCAAUAACUUCCUCUCACAAAUAAGCGCCGCACCAGAUGUGUGCUGCAUCAGAACAGUCCUAUGUGUACAAUACAUUAUACUGUACCAUUUAUCUAUAAUAAAUUAUAAAGGCUGGUCUCAAUUUAGUGCUGCAGUGCUUAUUGGAGCAUUUAUAGUAAGUCUAUGAAGUUUUUGUCUUUCGCUUUAUUUAAAUUUGACUAGAUGUCCCUUUUUGGCUCACUAUGGUGCUAAACACCUCCAAGUUACGUAGUUGGACAACUUUCUUCUUAUAUUCCAAAAUAAAUAUUGCGCAAUGCAUUUUAUGUCAACUUAGUUCUUUUCUGGAUGUUUGUAUGCCUUUUUUCGACAAUGUGUUAUGAUACAAUGUAAUUAAUAUUUAUGUACUUCAGUGUUAAUACACAGUUGCCAAAUUAUGAAUGAACUGAGUUGAUAGGUUCUAAAAUCCCUUGAGUAAUAUAAUAUGUAACAAAUAUUUUAAGAAAUUGAGUUUUUGAAAUGUGCUCAAUUCGAAGAGAGUACAGACUCGUAUACUCCCAUUGACUUGAAUACAUCUCUGCUUGCAUGCAGAGAAACUUUUUUUCUACUGAUUAAAUAGACUAAAGAAGGCGCUAUACUCAGUCUCAAAACAUUGUUGAAAAUAUAUUUAACAGAAUUUAAAAGGUGCCAGAAAACUUUGUUUUGAUAGCAGCUUUACUAUGGCUCUAAUGGUAGAACAUGUAUAGUGUAAGAUAUAUUAUACACAAGUUUAAUUAUUGAGUGUUGUCUUUCCUCCAUUAUGUGAUGACAGAAAACUCAACUUGCUAUUUUUAGUUGUCACUAAUUAUUAUAAUAUUGAUGUAAUUAGAAAUUAUGUGUAAUAUACAGCUUUCAUAUUUUUCAAUAUUAAAACCGUCUUUAAUGAAUUAAAAUAAAAUGUAUUUAAUGGCGUUAUUUCAUUAUAUAGUAUUUCACAGGAUAAUAAUAAAAACAGGGAUAAGUUUUAUAUAAUAACAAUU
This is a messenger RNA of Anneissia japonica, 10034 nucleotides long. RefSeq names its product rho GTPase-activating protein 21-like. Gene Ontology annotation, molecular function: phospholipid binding; protein binding. Lineage: Eukaryota; Metazoa; Echinodermata; Crinoidea; Comatulida; Comatulidae. Gene Ontology annotation, biological process: signal transduction. The record is from RefSeq and is a predicted model, not a curated record.